Messenger RNA from Drosophila arizonae, 4871 nucleotides. RefSeq names its product ATRX chromatin remodeler XNP (gene XNP). Lineage: Eukaryota; Metazoa; Arthropoda; Insecta; Diptera; Drosophilidae. The record is from RefSeq and is a predicted model, not a curated record. Gene Ontology annotation, molecular function: ATP hydrolysis activity; ATP binding. Gene Ontology annotation, cellular component: nucleus.
AUUGUUCUUGAUUACUAAGUGACAUUUAUAAAAAGCUUAUAAAUGUGGGGUGUGAACAUUGAAAAUGCAAUGCGGAUUUCAAAUGCAAAUGAAAAUUCGCAAUAGCUUUUUUGAUAUUUGAGACGUAGCGCACUAAAGCUUGUAAACGCUGUUACCUAUGGGAGAGGAAAAGUCAGACUCUCGGGAGACAUUUGUUGCAACCUUGAUCAAUCCACUUGAUGCUGACAACAGCAACAGCAAUAGCAGCAGCAACGACAACAGCAACAGCCCCGGAGCUAACAGCAACGACAAAGGCAACAAAAGUGAUCAAGCACACGCUAAGAGCAAAAAAUGUUUAAAAACUGAGCAGCCAGAGAUAAGUGACACAGGCAACAAUGUCAACGAGAAUUCAACAAAAAAAGCAACUACUGAAGCGAGCAACAAAACUGGCAGCAGUAAUGGCAUUAACGAAAAAAGCGAACCAACUGCAACAACAAAAGCAUCAGCAGUCGAUGCACUAGUCGCCAAUCAAAGCGUAGCAGACGCCAAGCCAGCAUUCAAAAUAAGUAUUGUGCCACUGGAGAAACUGCUGGCAGAACCAAACAAGAAGAGCAGUAGCAAUAUCAGCACCAGCCCAAGCAGUAGUCCAAGCACCAGACCAUCUAGAAACGCCGCCGUCGCCGCCGCCGGCAAACUAACCGUACAAGCAAAUAGAACGAAUACUAAUUUAAGGCCAGCCUCUGUGUUGCCGCCACGGCAAACUCGCAAUAAAAACGUAUCGAUUAUCGAACUGAGCGACGAGGAAUUAACUGACGAAGACGAAAGAAUUGUAAGUCCUAGAAAAUCGACACGCAAUAGGCGCAUCACAUCCUCGUCUUCGGAUCAAAGCAGAGAGCGGGCUCAGCAGCUCCCACCAGCGACCAAAAAGAGCUUGCUCUCUAAGCUGCUGAUUGAUAGCGAUAGCGGGGCAAGCGACGAGCCGACGUUCAAGGUGCGUCGCUGUGUGGUGCGUUUGAAGCGCGUCAAGUUGCCUACUGCAGCGCCUAUAUCAAGGGAAGCUGCAUCAUCGGCAGUUGCAGAAAGUGCAGCAUCAGAGAGUGCUGCGUCGGAACGAGCAGAGUCAGAGGGUGCAGCAUCUGAGACUGUAGCAACAGCAACUGCAAAGGAAGCGAACGCAAAGCGCAAGAUGAGCAGUGAUUCAGAGCAGGAAAAGGCGAGCACCUCGAAGCGCAAUCGCCGGAAUAGAAAGGCCAGCGAUAACAAUUCCGAUUACAAAACAGCCGAUGAGGAACAAGCCGAAUCAGACCUGGAUAAUAAAGAUAACUCCGAUGAGGAUGGGGAGGCUAGCGCACAAGCCGAAGAUGGCCAGAGCAGUGCCAGUGAGGUGAUGCCACAACGCAAGCGUCGUAAUUUUGGCAAAAAAGAUGACGGCUCCGCACAGGACUCGUCCGACUUCGAGCCCGAGGAGAAGAAGAAAAAGAAACGUAAACGGAUUAAAAAUAACUCUAGUGGCGACAGCGACGAUGGCGAUGAUGAGAAGAACAAGAACAAGCGUAAGCAUAUACGCAAAAUAAUCAAGACUAAAGAUUUGGAUUUGACCACCAAGGAGGCGGCUAAAGAGGAAGAGGAUCGUCGCAAACGCAUCGAAGAGCGCCAAAAGCUCUAUAAUCGCAUCUUUGAGAAAUCGGAAAGCGUUGAAAUUAGCGAAUUGAUCCUUGACUUUGAUGAGGAGUCCAAGAAGGCGCUGCUUCAGGUGGACAAGGGUCUGCUCAAAAAGCUAAAGCCUCACCAGGUAGAGGGUGUGAAAUUCAUGUGGGAUGCCUGUUUUGAGACGCUCAAAGAAAGCGAGCAAAAGCCCGGCUCUGGUUGCAUCUUGGCCCAUUGCAUGGGUCUGGGCAAAACCUUGCAGGUGGUCACAUUAUCGCACACGCUGCUCGUCAAUACGCGACGCACUGGCGUAGAGCGUGUGCUGAUCAUCUCCCCAUUGAGCACCGUUAAUAACUGGGCCCGCGAGUUUGUCCAUUGGAUGUCUUUCGCCCAUCGGCGCGACAUUGAGGUCUAUGACAUUUCACGCUACAAGGACAAGCCGACUCGCAUCUUCAAGCUGAACGAAUGGUUCGAAGAGGGCGGCGUCUGUAUACUGGGCUACGAUAUGUAUCGCAUAUUGGCCAACGAGAAGGCCAAGGGCUUGCGCAAGAAACAGCGUGAGCAGCUGCAACAAGCACUAGUCGACCCAGGCCCCGACCUAGUGGUCUGCGACGAGGGACAUUUGCUAAAAAAUGAGAAGACAUCCAUUAGCAAGGCGGUCACCCGCAUGCGGACCAAGCGCCGUAUUGUGCUCACCGGCACGCCGCUCCAAAAUAAUCUCAAAGAAUACUAUUGUAUGAUUCAGUUUGUGAAGCCAAAUUUGUUGGGCACAUAUAAGGAAUACAUGAAUCGGUUUGUAAAUCCGAUUAGCAAUGGCCAGUACACGGAUUCUACGGAGCGCGAUUUGCGAUUGAUGAAACAUCGUUCGCAUAUCCUGCACAAGCUGCUUGAGGGCUGUAUUCAACGUCGAGAUUACUCUGUGUUGGCGCCUUAUUUACCGCCGAAGCAUGAGUACGUCGUAUAUACGACACUUUCGGAGCUGCAGCAGCAGCUAUAUGGCUACUAUAUGACAACGCAUCGGGAUCAGGGUAGCUCCGAUAUUUGCGGCAAGGGAGCACGUCUGUUUCAGGACUUCCAGGACUUACGUCGCAUUUGGACCCAUCCUAUGAAUCUGCGCGUGAACAGCGAUAAUGUUAUUGCAAAGCGUUUGCUAAGCAACGACGAUUCAGAUGAAAUGGAAGGCUUCAUCUGUGAUGAUUCCGAGGAGGAAGAUGUAGCGUCUAACUCAUCAGAGAGUGCUGAAUCGUUCAAAUCGGAUGCUAGCUUAACCAUGGUCAGCUCAGAUGCCGCGGGCGGCACUAAAGUAAAGGGUCGUAAGACACGCAACGGUGUACGCUCUGGCUUGGUUGAUAGCGAUUCGGAUGCGGAGUGUACCGGUGGUAGUGCAGCUGUUCAGAAGGAUGAUCCCUCCGAAUGGUGGAAGCCUUUCGUUGAAGAGAGGGAGCUAAACAAUGUCAAUCAUUCCCCCAAACUGCUAAUUCUGUUGCGUUUAUUGCAGCAGUGUGAGGCAAUUGGUGACAAGCUGCUCGUCUUCUCCCAAUCCUUACAAUCUUUGGAUGUCAUUGAACAUUUCCUCUCAUUGGUGGACAGCAACACUAAGGGCUAUGAAUUUGAAGGUGAUGUUGGAAACUUUAAGGGUUGCUGGACACCUGGCGAGGAUUAUUUUCGUUUGGAUGGGUCCUGCAGUGUGGAGCAGCGUGAAUCUAUGUGCAAGAAAUUUAAUAAUGCCAGCAAUUUACGUGCCCGUCUCUUUCUCAUCUCAACACGUGCCGGUGGAUUGGGCAUCAAUUUGGUGGCCGCCAAUCGCGUGGUCAUAUUUGAUGUCUCAUGGAAUCCCUCGCACGAUACGCAGAGCAUCUUUCGUGUGUAUCGUUUCGGGCAGGUGAAGCCUUGCUAUAUAUACCGCUUGAUAGCCAUGGGUACCAUGGAGCAGAAGGUUUAUGAACGUCAGGUGGCCAAGCAGGCAACGGCCAAGCGUGUUAUCGACGAACAACAGAUCUCAAGGCAUUACAAUCAAACGGAUCUAAUGGAAUUGUACACUUACGAGCUCAAGCCGAGCGUUGAGCGCGAGAUGCCGCUGCUGCCCAAGGAUCGUCUGUUUGCUGAGCUUUUGACCGAACAUGAGAAAUUGAUAUUCAAGUACCAUGAGCACGACUCACUGCUGGAGCAGGAGGAGCACGAAAAUCUAACUGAAGAAGAGCGUAAGUCCGCAUGGGCCGAAUACGAGGCCGAGAAGACGCGCGCCGUUCAGGCAUCUCAAUAUAUGAGUUAUGAUCGCAAUGCCUUUGGCGUCCAGAUGGCCAAUCAAUUUGGCAAUGCGUCGGGCAGCGUUACAUCCAAUAAGAUAUUUGGCUUCCGUUCGGAUAUCUUAUUGCAGUUACUCAACAUGAAGAUAUCUAAAGAUCAUCCGGAGUUAACACAAAAUCAAGUCAUACAACUGGUGCCAAGCUAUUUGCAGCAGUUGUACAAUGAGAUGAACAACGGGGAUCCAACCAUGUACAAGGAUCUCUUACAGCUGCAUACGCACAUUGUGCACCCCAGCGGCAUGUAUAUGAAUCCCUUGCUCUAUGCUAAUCAAAACCCAUCGGCAGCGGGCUACACUCAACCAACCGGACAGCCAGCUGGUGGCGCUGUACCUGCGCCUACCACUGCCAAUCCCCCAGGAUUUGAAGCGGACAAGGUAUACGAGAUUGACUAGAUUGCAUCCUCACAAAGUCCAACCAUAUUCACAGACCCAAAUCGACUCAUGCUCUAGAGGGGAAGGUAGAGUUGGGAUUCCGGUUGCUAGAUUGGGAUUCAAUUGCUUGGCGUGCUGUCCCCAAUCCAACAUUAUAUACAUACAUAUGUUGAUUAUUUUUUUUCGAUACGAUUUAAUGUUAGUUAAUUGACGUCUUUAUUUUCAUAUUGAGAACAAAAACAAAACAAAAAAAAACAAAAACAAAAGGAAGAAUUUGUUUUUAUGCGUUCAUGAAUAUAGCCCAAGCAUAACUUUAUAUAGUUUGUACGCCUCAGUUAAGUUAAAAACUGUCCUAAUACAUUUAGAUAUACAUUAGAUAUCGAUACCAAUUCACAUACACACUCAUACAUACAUGCACACACACACCUACACAUAAGCGAGCAAACAUAUAAUGAGUUAUAUACAUAGAUAUAUUAGCUAUUAUACGCGAUCUUUGCUAAGGUCUACAAAAUUUAAAUACACACGCAGUAAAAUAAAAAACAAUAAAUGGCACAGAAUACGAUAAAUA